Messenger RNA from Eruca vesicaria subsp. sativa (arugula), 548 nucleotides. Lineage: Eukaryota; Viridiplantae; Streptophyta; Magnoliopsida; Brassicales; Brassicaceae. The record is from the annotation of a GenBank genome assembly.
GCCCGUGUGAUUUCAACAGCUGUAUCAACCUUCUCUCUUUGAAACACAACACAAGUCUCUCUCUCUCUCUUUCUAGUAUCAUGUCGGAGAAACGCAUUAGAAUGGUCGAGAAAAGUAACAAGAGACAGCGAGUGAAACUUGUUCACAAGUUCUCGAUCAACGACCAUCACGACGUGCUCGUAGAAAUCCUCCGGAGACUAGACGGCCCUUCGCUCUGCUCAGCUGCUUGCGUGUGCCGUCUUUGGUCGGCCGUGGCUAGAAACGACUCAAUAUGGGAAGAGCUCUGUUUCCGACAAGUGUCACCACGACCUUCACUUCCCCUUCGCUCCAUCGUGUCGGCUCUAGGUGGAUACAGACGUCUCUACUUCCUCUGCAUCCGUCCGGUCCUCGCACGGCUCCCCAAGAUCAUAUGGAGCCGAGAACAGCUUCAGCUCUCACUCUCUCUUUACUGUGUCCACUACUACGAGCGCCUUCACGUCGGCGCGUGGCUUGGAGACGCGCCACCUUCUUCGCUUAUGUUCCUUCGGGAACCCGUCAACGUCGUGUGA